Messenger RNA from Varroa destructor (honeybee mite), 1330 nucleotides. Its product is annotated as myophilin-like. Gene Ontology annotation, cellular component: actin cytoskeleton. The record is from RefSeq and is a predicted model, not a curated record. Gene Ontology annotation, molecular function: actin filament binding. Lineage: Eukaryota; Metazoa; Arthropoda; Arachnida; Mesostigmata; Varroidae. Gene Ontology annotation, biological process: actin filament organization.
CGUGUGUUCUGAUAAGAAGCGCUCAGUCCGAACAAGACUGUGGGUUUGAGCAUUCUAUGUGAGACCCUCGAGUACGCAUAUCGGGAGAUAUCCAACACAACAAAUUUGUAAUGUAACCCAACUCGAUGCGCUCACUCUCUGUACUUGAAUAUAAACGACACUUAGAUCUCAUCGUACCCGCCGUAAGGGUGCUUCGUGGCACCAGAACAUCAGAGCAAGUGUAUCGGAAGAGGCUGUUACAAUUAUCAGCGUUUAACUCUAUUGCACGAUGAAUGAGAUAUCGCCUAGUACUAAAGAGCCUCAGCCGGGGGACCGUGAUCCCAACAAGGAGUCCCGGAUUCUUAUGUGGAUUUGGAACUGUCUUGGCAAAGUUAGCAAUACAGACUACGACCAAUAUCUUAAAGAUGGCGUCGUUCUUUGCCACCUAAUGAACUUCUUGGAAACGAACUCGGUACCAGGAACCAUUGAGGCAGGCACAGAUCAUAAAACAAAACGGGUCAAUAUCGUUCACUUCCUUCGGGCAGCCCAGGCAUACGGCGUUCCACGCGAGCUUUUGUUCGAUCCCGAGGAUCUCCUAUACCUCCGUCAUGUUCCUAGAGUGACACGCUGUCUAUACGCUCUUGGACGAUGUGCCGAAAGCAAACCUGACUAUACAGGUCCGAGGCUAGGCGAAGAACCUGCGGAUCCUCUCAAUAUGGCGACACAACGCAGAGCAGGAAUGCCCGUCGGUGAUGACAUCUAUGUGGCUCACGUAGAUAUUAAGUCGAAGAUUCAACGGCUGCGUCAGCAGGAAGCAGGACAUUUACCCGCACCAAAGACAUUAUCCUUGUACCGAUAGACAUUUAUACAAUAAAAGCCACACGAAGCAACGAGCGGCAGAUAGGUUUUGCAGCUACAGGAUUUUAUAGAUAAAGAACACUGCAAUAGUCCAUUUAUGUCCCGUUCCUCGUUUGCCGUUCCCGCUUCUAUAACCUGAGUUCGGCUUGCGUACAAUGGCAUAGAGGUCGCUGGUUUCGUUUGAUAUUUGGCGAAUCUUGUACUUCGUUUGCAAUGAUGGCCGGGUAUCGAGUCUAGCUCUGGUCAUUUCAACUGUGUACAACUCACCGUGUAAACCUUUUUGUUAGAUCAACUUAGCUGUACAUGGUUAUUUUAUCAAGCUCCGUGUUCCGCCAAUGUUAGAUAACCCUCAAAUAUACAGUGUCUUUUUUGUGUACGAGAUGAAGGUUCAAGCAAUGCGGCAUCAUAAUAGAUCGAAUUCGUUUCAUGUCCAAAAGCAGCAUGUCAUUGAAAUAGCGAUAAUAUUUGCGGUUCAAUAAAGUUCUUGUAAAUA